GCCAAUCACAUCGUAGUAAGUAGCACACCAGCAACACUGGGGCGGGCAACCAAGCGGGAGGUUUAAAUUGCAAUUGUGUCCCGCUUGAAUCUUGGAAAACUAUCCCAAAAGCUGCCGAACUAUAUUUUACUUGGGUCUCCUAUCUGCAACAGAGCAAAUGUCUCACAAAAGGCCGCUUCAGGAGUUGUCCCUUCUGAGUGAUAAAUUCGAGGGCUCAAUGCUGUCCGACUCGCACCAGCGGAACAAACAGAAAAGCAGGGAAUGUCUUGGGGGUCUGGAUAAUGAGAACACCCCUACUGAACUCAUCCAGGAGUGGUCACCACCUCACAAGCACUCGCGGGUAGUCAUUAAAGGCAAAGAAAACCAGGGAAACAAAGGAAGACGGUUUGUUCUUGCUAGGCGAUCCAGAAAAAGCACGCAAUUCACGGUUGCAGUGUCCUGUUGGGAUAGUUUACCGGACGAGCUGUUGCUGCACAUCCUCUCCUGUCUGCCGCUAAGGGACCUGCUUAGGAUGUCCAGGGUCUGCAAACGCUGGCAUCGCCUGGCGUUUGAUGAGACGCUGUGGCAGAGUGUGGAUCUGGUGGGGAUCACCCAGCUGGACUGUGCCCUGGGGCAGGUGCUCACAGCUGGGGUGAAGAGACUGCGCUGCCCCCAUACCUUCCUUGGGGAACCACAUUUCACUAACAAAGGGCGCCUGCAUGUCCAGCACAUGGAUCUCUCCAGCUGCACUGCCAGCCCUUCGGUCCUGCUGGACAUCAUGUCCCGGUGCCGGCAGCUGAAUCACCUGAGCUUGGAAGGAAUGGAGCUUUCCGACGGCAUCAUCCAGUCUCUGGCCGAGAACCCCAACCUGGAGGAGCUGAACCUGUGCGGCUGCUCGGGCUUCUCUGCCGACGUGCUUGGAGACAUGCUCCAGUCCUGUUCCCAGCUGGAGAAUCUGAACAUAUCGUGGUGUGACUUCAGCCCUGAUCACGUGAAGGCCGUGGUGGAUAACCUAGCGUGUAAAAUGGUCCACCUCAAUCUCAGUGGCUACCGUCAAAACCUGACCAUGGAAGACCUGAAAACCUUGGUGGAGAGAUGUCCAAACCUCCAGGUUCUGGAUGUUAGUGACAGUGUUCUCUUGACGACGGACUGUUUCACCGUUCUUCUGGAACUGAAAGAACUCGUAAACCUGGGUUUGAGUCGCUGCUACCUCAUCCACCCUGCUUCCCUGGCUGACUUGGAGACGUUUCCUUCGCUGAGGACUCUGCAGGUAUAUGGGCUGGUCCAAGACAGCUACCUUCCCUCCCUGAAAAAGGGCUUGCCUCGCGUCAGCAUCAACAGCGAGCCGUUCUCCCGCGUCGCUCGUCCCACCCCCGUCGACCUGAGGGAACACCGCAUGUGGAACAUGAGGUGUCGGCUGAAAUACAGGCUUUAGAACGCGUUAGUCGUCUCCUUCAACUGCACUCAAGUAGUAUGUUGGUUUUCUAAAGGACAUGUUCGGGUUGGGAGUAUUUCUGACUGUUGUGGAGAUGAUUUUAUGAGGGCUGAGUUUGAGCAUUACGUUAGAAAGCUUUCAGCCAGUGCUGGUUGUCAAGUGAGACAGAGAUUUCAUUAUGCCUUGAAGGUGCACAGUCAGGGUGAGAUUUAAAAAUGCAGGUACUAUGCAUUUCUUCUGUAUAACAAGCAGAGGACGUUGUAGGAUUUUUAGGGUUCUCAUUUUAGAAAUGUUUUAAUCUUAAACUGUUUUACCGGUAGAAUUUGAUAAGAAUGUGAAAGGAAGUCAAUUUGUGAAAUCGAUGCACAAAGAUAAAGCCAGAGAAUGUGGUGCAGUUUAUAUUUGCCUUAUGAAACAUUCCAAAGACAGACUUGCUUGAUAAAAGACUGGUCCUAACUUUGUUCAACUAUGUUGAUGAUGCUCACGUUCUUGAAGUUAUGUUACCAUGCUGAUGUGUAAUCAUUUAUGUACUGAAUGUCAAAUGGAUGAAGCUAAUACUUGCCUAAAAACUGACUAUAGAACAAAUUCCACUAUUUAAAUCCCUUUUUUGAAAGUCUGCAUUGUUUCAAAAAGGGCCAAACUGUCGUUUUUGUAACUAUUUCAUACAUGAAUUUGAACAAAGUUGAGGCGGCUGGUAAAAUUAAUCUUCAUUUAUUAAUUCAGUUCAUGUAAGAAGGGAUUGAUGUUACUCAGACAGUAGAGCUUGUUUCAGUCAGCUAUUUUUAAACUGAAAAUGUUGGACUUGUCAUGCUAUGUAAUUAGUGUCCAUUAGUGUUCAGUGAAUGAGAGCACUAAGGCAUCAGUAAUGUCAAUGUCAGCCACAAGAUGGCACCCUGCACCCUUUUAUAUGGUUCUCAUUCUACUAGGUUUUGAAAGUUGGGCAUCUUAAGGAAUUGUUGGAACUUUUUAUUCGUGCAUUGUGCAAACAUUUUGGAAAUGUCUACAUACAAUUAUGUAAAUAAAUGUUUUAUUUUAAGUCUUGGUGGAUUUGUGAUGAGUUAAGGCCCAACAUUGUUAUGCUUAAAAAAAGGCUUACA
Osmerus eperlanus (European smelt) is the source of this 2511-nucleotide messenger RNA. RefSeq names its product S-phase kinase-associated protein 2, E3 ubiquitin protein ligase (gene skp2). Gene Ontology annotation, cellular component: SCF ubiquitin ligase complex; nucleus; cytosol. The transcript has 10 exons. Gene Ontology annotation, biological process: G2/M transition of mitotic cell cycle; SCF-dependent proteasomal ubiquitin-dependent protein catabolic process; regulation of cell cycle. NCBI's taxonomy places the organism in Eukaryota, Metazoa, Chordata, Actinopteri, Osmeriformes, Osmeridae. The record is from RefSeq and is a predicted model, not a curated record. Gene Ontology annotation, molecular function: protein binding. The coding region runs from base 158 to 1414 and encodes 418 amino acids.